Molecule: messenger RNA, 1875 nt
Organism: Trichobilharzia szidati
Lineage: Eukaryota; Metazoa; Platyhelminthes; Trematoda; Strigeidida; Schistosomatidae
Source: the annotation of a GenBank genome assembly
CACGUGGACAGUAUGAUAUUGAUAGAUCUGAGAUGCAUCCUUUCUCUCAUACUUGAUUUCUAUCUGUAUAACAUUGUCUACAUUUCUCUUUAUAAACUGCAAACCAGUGUCUCUCUGCUCAAGCUUACAACAAUUCUAAAUCUAUUCUAACCUAUUCUUCGAUAAUGCCUUUUUAUGUAGACAAAUAGUUGCUCACUAUGGAAACUAUCCUCGAACAACAACGUCGAUAUCAUGAAGAACGGGAAAGACUCAUAAAUGAGUUAACAAAAGAAAUGCUUUAUCAUCCUACUACACAUCGGGAAAAAUUGAAUUCAGAACUUCGACUAAGACUAAUGUAUGAUAGAUACUUUGAUGUCACUCAAGAUCUGAAAGAUCUUUAUGAAGAUAAAGAUGGCCUCCGUAAGGCUGAUAUUCAAACUCUUUCAGGUCCAAAUGAGUUCAAUGAGUUUUAUGAAAGAUUAAAACAGAUAAAAGAAUUUCAUCGUAAACAUCCUGGAGAGAUAUCCGUUCCAAUGUCUGUUGAGUUUGAGAAAUAUAAAGAAAUGCGGGAAAAACCUGAAGAAGCGAAUGCUGUCCUAAUUGAUUUUUCAGAUGAGGAAGGCUAUGGUCGUUAUCUGGACUUACACGAUGUAUAUAAAAAGUAUUUAAAUGUUAAAGGUGUUCCACGUAUAGAUUAUCUAACUUAUAUCUCCUUUUUCGAUCGGCUGUAUGAUAUAUCUCGUGACAGAAAAGGAAUAGCAUACAAAGCUUACCUUGAAGAUUUAUUAGCCUAUCUUGAGAACUUUGUAUCGCGGGCUAGACCUAUUGUGGAUUUAGAGGAGGAAACUAAGGAAGCACUCGCUAAAUUCGAAACUCAAUGGAGUCAAGGAACUUUUCCUGGUUGGGGUCGUGAAGCAGCCUCUGCCUUAGCUCAUGGUGGGGCUCAUUUGGACUUGACUGCUUUUACAGCCUGGGAAGAACUUGCUUCGCUUGGGCUUGAUAGACUUAAAUCAGCUCUACUCGCCUUGGGAUUGAAAUGCGGUGGAACCUUAGAAGAAAGAGCCCGUCGUUUGUGGGCUACUAAGGGGAAAGCUCUUGAAGAGUUACCCACAGACCUGUUUGUUACAAAGCAACGCGCAACGAAAGGUUUCGCUAAAACAGCCGCUUGGGGACAUGUCCCUUUAGCAUUGUCGGAGAAAUUGAAAGAGGUUGCUACAUUAGAAGCUAGAAUAUACAGGCUCAGUGAACUUGUAAGAGAACAUCGAGAAGCCACUAUUGAAAAUGUACAACGUCGGCAGGCACGAAUUGGAUUUGAAAGAGAUGAAGAUGAUACAGAUGCAGAUAAAGAUGCUGCAGAUGCAGAAAAUGGACAGAAUGGAGAAGAUGAUGAUAUCCCUUAUAAUCCAAAAAAUCUACCUCUUGGUUGGGAUGGCAAGCCUAUUCCCUAUUGGUUAUACAAAUUACAUGGAUUAAAUAUGUACUAUAGCUGUGAAAUAUGCGGUAAUCAAACCUAUCGUGGUCCUAAAGCUUUUCAACAACACUUUUCUGAAUGGCGACAUGCACAUGGUAUGCGAUGUUUAGGUAUUCCGAAUACAAUACAUUUUGCUCAUGUAACAAAGAUUGAAGAUGCUUUAGCUUUAUGGCAGAGGAUAAGAACAAUGAAAGAAGGUGAACGUUGGCGUCCAGAAGUUGAAGAAGAAUUAGAAGAUUCAUCUGGUAAUGUUGUUUCAAGAAAGACCUAUGAAGAUUUAAAACGUCAAGGUCUUCUUUGAAUAUGUAUUGGGGGCGUGGCAGAGAGGCAGGGAGGGUUGGUAAUACAACGAAACUGUGAAAUUAUUAUCUUUCUCUUCUCCCAUUGUAAUAAAUGUGUACACUUUCAGAAUAUAAACUUUUAAC